GAGAGAGAGAGAGAGAGAGAGAGAGCUGCUGGAAAGCCAUAAUGGUCUCUGGCGCGUGCAGCGGUGCUGAUCUGCACACUUUCUGUCACCGAGCAGCUCUGCCUUCCUCCCUAUACAGACACACACACACACAUGCACGUCGGCAGCACUGCUCUAGCGCAGCCUAAGAGGAUCCGUCUUGUGGAUUACUGCUGGACCGUCUGCCUUCUAUGCUGAUAGACUGCACACUUGAUCCCGAUUUUCUCUGUGGAAGCGCUUCAGCUCAUUGCUCUAUGCUGGAUUACAUUACAUUUUGGAUCUGCAUAAGGAAGGAGGGAGGACGAGAAAGCUAAAGAGAGGUGGUGGCUCAUCACCAGUUGCCUUUUCACUGCCUGAAGGCAACCGGCUUUCUUCUACAGAAAGGAAUACACCCUGCACCUGGGUUUGAUGGAAUAUGGGCACGUCUCACACAUCUCACACAUCUUCAUCUUGUUCACUAGUAAACCAUGACCAGGCUUCAGUAAUAAUCUUGGCAUAAACACCAUCAUUUAUUCUUACCCAUUGCAUCAUAUCAUGCUUUUCAUAAGACUCUCUGUUAAAACAAACUCUGUUACAUGGACUGUGUGUUCGAUGCUGUUCACAUUGAAUGACUCAAUUCUCAUUCUGUAAAGCAUUACAGAGACAGGGAGUGAAAGAGAUAGAGAGGAAGAGUGUGAAAGAGGGAGUCGUGGGGACGCGGUGGGGGACUGCUUCAGACGUGCUCUGACAGGUGCAGUCACUCAUCCAGUCUCUGGCAUGCACACUCUGCAGUUAGAAAGAGCAAAUGUGAUUGCUGAAUGACAAGGGAUCCGUGUUGAUGAGAGUCAGAGUGUGGAACGGACAAAGGCAUCCUUUAUUCUUAGAUAGACUUUUUAUAUUGCUCGAUUGACAUUAUUAGAGAUGCUUCAUGAAACAGGCUUCUGAAACAUUAAUAUGUGUUCUGAUCUCAAGAGGAAUGUCUGGAAAAACAGCCUGUAUAUGUGCACAGGAUAGGUAAAGCACAGAAACUCAACAGGUCAAGUGCUAUCCCUCGGAAAAAGUGCAGGACGUCAAUUAGUGAAAGGGGUCGUAUGCAUGCUGGACUCCACAUGACUGUACUUUCUGAUAAUAGCAUAAUGAAUCCACGUGAGCUAUUAUUUCAGCUGGGAAUUCAGACACCUGUUUGGUAAACACAGCAUAUAUUACAGACAAAAUUAAUGUCUUCUUUAAAUAAACAGAUUAUGAAGGGCAAGUAAAUACACAAGGGACAUGCUACGGAUGCAAACAAACCAAGAUAUUUAUACAUAACCAAGAUCUGAGUUGCCUGAAGUGGAUUGUUCAAUAAGAAGGGUUUACCUCAAGGACAUAAUUUCAUUUCCAUGUAUUCCAUCACUGACAUUGCUAUGUUAACAGAAAGACACAAUAAAUCAUGAUAUAAUGGCAAAAGCACAAAUAUACUACACAACCACAGUGUUCUGGAGUGCCUGGAUUUUACCAAUACAAACCGUUGCUUCCAUUCUUCCUGCCUAGUGCUUUACAAGAGACUCGGGUUUCUCACUGCCGGACUUUUCUGCAGGCAUUCUCUAAUCCUGCCUCACAGUUUGCUAUUCUGACUGAAGAAAAGGAACAGACUGAGACACACAGCUUCAAAGGCUUUUCAUGGAAAGAGUCUUAACCUGUAGGGAGGGAUCUCCAGAACUCAGCUAAGACCUGUUUUCACAGCAGAGAAUCAGAGAGGGGAAAAAUAAAAAAAAAUAAAAAACUCAACUCGAACCAAGAUGGGCUGUAACAUGUGUGUAGUAAACCGGCCCGAGGAGCAGUACAGGAUUAUGUUCCAGAAGGGCAACAUGAUGCGUCCCAUUGAUGCUGAAAUAAAGCUUAAAGGUAGAAGAACAUCUCAUCUAUCACAAGAUAAGGAUGGUCAUUCCCAUGAUCCUCUGUUACUUCAAGUGGUCCGGAAGGGGCACAGGAGGAAAGCGGGAGCUUCAACAGGAAGUGCUAGACUUAUGGCCAUCACAGACUGUGUGGAUAACUCCACGCAGACAGACAUCAGCUUUCAGAAUUUUCUGGGUGCUAGUCGAGGGAGCUACAAUGGCUGCAGCUCUCCGAAGCCUCCUCCAUCUCCUCCACUGCCCCCAAUGGUGGAGUCAUACCUGCUGAAUGACCUCACUCUGGAGCAUGACUCUGCCGAUCCCAAUGACUACCUUGAUGUCGCUACCCAUGAAGUGGAUCGACAAGAAGAGCUGGAAUAUGAGGAAGUGGAGCUUUAUAAAUCCAGUCAGCAGGACAAGCUUGGAUUAACAGUGUGCUACCGCACUGAUGAAGAGGACGACCAGGGUAUCUACGUAGGGGAGGUCAAUCCCAACAGUAUAGCUGCCAAAGAUGGACGCAUCCGAAAGGGUGACAGAAUACUGCAGAUAAAUGGAGUUGAUGUCCAGAAUAGAGAAGAGGCGGUGGCCAUCCUUACCCGAGAAGACAGCACAAAUUUUUCACUGCUACUGGCCAGACCAGAGAUGGAGAUGGAGACUCAAAUGGACCCUGAGGACCUGGAUUUCGAGUUGCCAGUAGGCAUGAGUGUGGACACUCUAAACAGCUCGCACUUAUCCAAUCUAUACCAUCAUCGGCAGCAAAGAGGCCAAAUGGGCAUUCAUGAGGUCCCGCUACACAGCGAAACUCCCAUGCUAAGCCUGGCCACCCUCAACAACAGCCAGGAGCUGGACAGUGGUGUGGGCCGCACAGACGAGAGCACUAAGAAUGAAGAAUCAUCUGAGCAUGAUAUACUCCUUGGUGAUGAGCAGACCAGUGCCUCCAAUACCAACACCACUAAUACACCACACAGCCUCCGCAAGUUCCGGCCUGGCAGAGGCAGUGGAGGUGGAGGGGAUACCCCAUCACCAUUACUCCAUAUCAGAGAGCUCCACUUCAGCACAGACUCUCUGGAUUGUGGUGGUGCAGGAGCCGGAUACAUCCAUGAUCCGGUGAGUGCAAUGAUGAUGCCCGGCCUGACUGAAGAGGAGUGCGAGAGGUACAGAGAGCUGCUAGAGAUUAAAUGUCGUUAUGAAAGAAAUAUGAAGAAUGGUAAUGCAGGGAAAAGCGCUGAGGAAGAAAAAGAGAUGGAAGGAGAAGGCGAGGAGGAAGAGGAAGAUGGGAAAGAGGUGUCUCUGGAUGAAAACUCUAAUGAGAGCCUGACUCCACAUGAGAUGGCGCUCUUGGAGGAGGAGCUACGGCACCUUGAAUUCAAGUGUCGGAACAUUCUACGGGCACAGAAGAUGCAGCAGCUACGAGAGCGCUGCCUGAAGGCAUGGCUGUUGGAGGAGGAGGCUUCAGUGAGGGUACCUACUGACCUACAGGGAUCUCCACAUCAUGAGUUGUCAGAUAUCAAAGAACUCCCCGAGAGAGAGAGAUCAGACAAGGACACCAGCAGUGCUUACAACACUGGAGGCGAAAGCUGCAGGAGCACACCUUUGGUGAGUGAUCACCUUUCUCCUGUCACUCAGAUAGACGAGUCAGGUUCUCCUGUGCAGGUAAGGCACAGAGAACGACCCAGCUGGAGUGAGAGGGGCCGUGGCACUCUCAAUUAUUCACCCAGUAGCUACAAGAAGUUCCAUAUGAACACCAAUAUCAACCAGAAAUUCCACUCUCUGUCUCGGGAGGGGACCACUCGCUCAUUAGCAGAUGGUGGUACACAGGGCAGGAGCUCCAGAGCCAACAGCAUUCAUGAAAGAACUGGUGGCCAUAGUGCUGAAUCUAGUCCUUACUUUACCCGACGACAUCACUCUAACCGACCUAAGCCUGAGCGCUAUCAGAGCUGCAUGCAGCUAGGCUCCUCAUUUACAGAAACCACUAUGGAUAGAACUGUGGAAGGAGAGAGUGAGGCUCCAGUGGGCAGUAGUGGCCGGGCAAGCCCUAUGAGUUUAGCAAACAGCACUCUUAGCCCCAUGCUUCACACAAGCCCAGCUAAACACUCCUUGGAUUUGCCUCUGCCCCUUCCACCUGCUUCACCACGCAUGGAGUGGAAGGUAAAGAUCCGUAGUGAUGGCACACGCUAUGUAGUAAAGCGACCUGUCCGUGAUCGCCUACUGAAGGCCCGUGCCAUGAAGAUCUGCGAGGAGCGUAGUGGCAUGACCACUGAUGAUGAUGCUGUAAGUGAAAUGAAAAUGGGGCGGUACUGGAGCAAAGAGGAGCGCAAGCAGCAGUUGCUGAGGGCCCGCGAGCAACGCAGACGACGUGAGUUUAUGAUGCAGUGUCGACUAGAUUAUCUCCGUAAUCGGGGCCAAGACCCAGGGAAGGAUGGCCAACAGGAGUCAGGUCAGGCUCCUACCUCCAUUCUAGAGAUAAGCCAAAAGAAGAGUUCAAAAAAGCGCAACCGUCGCAUCUUGGACAACUGGAUCACCAUCCAAGAGCUGCUGGCCCAUGGUUCUCGCUCUCCAGAUGGGACAAGAGUCUACAACCCUCUUCUGUCUGUCACUACAGUCUAAAAGAAAAGUACAGAAAAAGCUUUGAACAAUUUCACACCCUGCUCUGUAGCACAUCACCGUUAUAUAAAAGCAGCAUCAAAAUAACAAGCACAAUUUUUACUUUGCACCUCUGGUGCUCUGCCAGUGUUUCUCUCAACCAAGCUCAAAAAAAUAGAUUUGGGGUAAAUGUGCUUAUUUUCCUAACAUGUGGAAACUGGUUUUACAUCUAGCUGCCUGGCUAUUUUAUAUAUUUACUUACUUACUUAAUCUCAAAUAUAAAGCCUUAUGUUUUGCCAAAACCAAGAGCUGGUAAGCACUGAUGAUCACCAAUAGUUAGAACCAUAAAAAAAACUGCUAUAUGCUUUUAUUUAGCAAACAUGAAUCAAAAUAAGCUUUAUUAAAGUACGCAUGUUAAAGACAAUACUGCAAAGUGCUAAAACAUGUAGUAGCAUCUACAAACAUAUAGAUAUGCUUGAAAUCUAGCCAGUUUAAUUGCCCAGGAGGUCUUCAAUUAUAUGAAAUGAUUUAGCAACUAAAAAAUUGUUUAUUUAGUCAUAUUAUAUCUAAUGGUAUGAGGGAAUCAGCAAUCUAGGCACAUUAGUCAGCUAAAGAAAGUCUCAUCAGGUAAUACUAAAAGCACUUUUAUCAAGCUUUUUUCCCCCCUAAGGUUACUUCAGCACAAAUUUUACUCCAGCACAAUGACUACCCAGGCACAGAACCAGUAGCUGUCUAUAUACACCGCUCAGGCAUAACAUUAGGACCACCUGUAUAAUAUUGUGUUGGUCCCCCUUUGGCUGCCAAAACAGCCCUGACCCAUCAAAGCAUGGACUCCACUAGAUCCCUGAAGGUGUGCUAUGGUAUCUGGCACCCAGAUGUUAGCCUUUAUGGUCCCCACCCUGUAACUUACAGGCCAUAAAGGAUACUUACAGGACUUAAAGAAUACUUUUGACAGAUACUGACCACUGCAGACCGGGAACAGCCCACAAGAGCUGCAGUUUUGGAGAUGCUCUGAUCCAGUCGUCUAGCCAUCACAAUUUGGUCCUUGUCAAACUCACUCAAAUCCUUACGCUUGCCCAUUUUUCCUGCUUCUAACACAUCAACUUUGAGGACAAAAUGUUCACUUGCUGCCUAAUAUAUCCCACCCACUAACAGGUGCCAUGAUGAGGAGAUCAUCAGUGUUAUUCACUUCACCUCUCACUGCUCAUAAUGUUAUGCCUGAUCCGUGUAUAUAUCCUAUAUACACUUCCUGCUAAGUCAAAUAAAUUUCUGUUACUAGACAAAUAUCUCUGGAUUCCAUCAAGAGACCGCUGCAACAGAAAACGGUAGAGAAGCAGAAGAAAGCACAACAAGAAAGAUCUAAAUGAACUCCAUGUUUCAUCUCAUUAGCCAAACCAUUACAAAAUGGGUCUCUGUAAUACUGUAACUGUGAACCUUAAUGGUUAUUUAACUACACAGUGCUGAUACAAUCAUAAUAAUGACUCAUUUUAAGCACAGUUCUCACCUCAAAAUCCAUAAAAAAAGGAGGAUGUAAAUUCCCAUUCUAGCCAGAGACUACAUUGUAGAACCAGUGAGAUUGGAGAGACAAUAUGGUGCUAAAUGGACAUGGUGCAUGUUAGAAAAAUACAGCCUAUACCCUAUAAACGUUGACGAGGUGAAUGUGCAUGAAAACACUAGGACCAGCGUAACAUUUACACAAUGGAACGAUGCCUUGUUUGCUCAUUGUGAGAUCACAUGGUAUGGACACAAUAUUCCACCGUGAUUAUACUGCUACAUAUUCUGACUUUGGUAAACCUAGCAACACUGAUCAGCCAUUAAUGUGUGAAUAAUUCAUGAUUUAUGAUAUUGGUUGCUAUGAUUCUUCAUACUCCAGCAGAAUGGUGAUAUUGGUUAAGAUAAUCACAGCACGCAAAUAAAAUAAAAUAUAAUAGUAAAUAUAGGGAUCAUUUAAAUGAUAUCUUCUGUUAUAUCAGUAUAGAAAAGGUAAAGGUAAAUAGUAACAAUGUGAUACACUGUGAGUGAUACACUUACUGGCCACUUUAUUAGGACAACCGGUACAACUGCUCAUUUAUGGAAUUAUCCAUUCAGCUAAUUGUGUAGCAGUGGAGCAUAAAUGCAUGAAAUAAUGCAAAUACAAGACAAGAGCGUUAGUUUGUUCACAGUGAAUGUGAGAAUGAGGAAAAUCUCCUGGGAUUUAUACUCUCAACAGUCUCUAGAGUUUACAGAGAAUGGUGUAAAACCUACUAAGGGUAUGUAUUUUGGGUGAAAAUGAUUGGUUGAUGAAAGAGGUCAGAACAGAACCAACAACCAGACUUGCGAAAGCCGACAUGUAACAGAUAUAAACGUUCUUUACAAACCUGGUGAGCAGAAAAGCAUCUCAGUACACAGAAUCACAUCAGGUUUCACCAAUGUCAGGAAUCUGAGGCUACUGUGGGUAUAAGUUCAUAGAAAUUGUACAUCUGAAGACUGGAAAAAGACCAGUGUCCAUUCUGGGUUGGUUUGUGCCCUCACAUUCUUCUCUUUGGCAUGGUCUUCGGUUGUUGUAUCCCAACCGCCUCAGAGUUCAAUGUGUUGUGCAUUCUGAGAUACUUUUCUACUCAUCAUGGUUUUGAAGAUUCAUUAUUUGAAUCAAUGAGAUCCUCUUAUGAUUGAUGUGAACAUUGAUUGAAGCACUUGACCUCUAUCUGGGUAAUUUAUGCAUUGUGCUUCGGCCUCACAAUUGGCUGAUUGAAUAAACGCAAGAAUGAGCAGGUGUUCCUAACAAAGUGCCCACUGAGUGUAUAUAGUGCAGCUCUAAAUGGAAGAGAAUGGGUGUACAGCCAUGUUAUCUAAUUCCUAGGGCAAACAUGGCAUGCUGCAACAGCUAAAGCACAAGACCAAAAAAUCUGUAUCUACCCAGCGAAGUGACCCCUUGAACUCUGGACUACAGUAAGGGUUAGGUUUAAAUUUGUAAAUAAUUGUGUGAACAAACAGAAAAACAGCUUUGCAUCUUACUCUGACCACUCUCACCCUAUCCACUCUAUGCUUACAAAGUUAUCUUUUCCAACUUUUCGACUGUGAAACAUUUUUGCAUGAUUUUAAAUGAAACGUUUAGCACACAUUAACAGAACUAUUCUAUGGAUUCUAUCGAUGUAUAUCCAUUGCUCAGUAUAGUAUUUAUGUGACCAGUGUUUCUUACUUCAGUUUCUAUUGAUUUGUCGGUAUGUUAGUUCCAAGUAGAUUUCCAUUCUAUUGUUAGCGCAGUUGCUAUCUGUUGAGAUUCAUAUCAGUGGUCCUAUUUACACGAGCUGUAACAUGCAUUCGAUCUUGAAUGGUCAUUUCAGUGUGCUUACAUCUACAUGGUCUUAAUCUAUGCCAUUUUAGGGAAAUAAAACCAUUUUGUAUUGCUUAGUAUAAA
Hemibagrus wyckioides is the source of this 7848-nucleotide messenger RNA. It is a transcript of the gene pdzd4, whose product is annotated as PDZ domain containing 4. NCBI's taxonomy places the organism in Eukaryota, Metazoa, Chordata, Actinopteri, Siluriformes, Bagridae. The transcript is spliced from 8 exons. Gene Ontology annotation, molecular function: protein binding. The record is from RefSeq and is a predicted model, not a curated record. The coding region runs from base 1776 to 4475 and encodes 899 amino acids.